Molecule: messenger RNA, 3344 nt
Organism: Lottia gigantea (owl limpet)
Lineage: Eukaryota; Metazoa; Mollusca; Gastropoda; Lottiidae
Exons: 16
Coding region: 99-1850 (583 amino acids)
Biological process (GO): protein localization to membrane
Cellular component (GO): membrane
Source: RefSeq, a predicted model, not a curated record
GGCAGCCAUUUUUGUUCACUAACUGGGUCGUCAAGUGUCUGAAAAUCCACUUUUAUCGCAAUUUAGCCCAACCAUCGAGAAGUGCAUACUGCAUUAAAAUGUUCCAGAAACAUUUAAGAUUUUGUCUCCUGGUUCUAGUUUUGGUUUAUGGUGCCGGUGGGGACGAACAUACGCAUAUUUAUAAAGAUGCUGAAGAAGUGGUGUUAUGGAUGAAUACAGUUGGACCUUACCAUAACAGACAGGAAACUUAUGAAUAUUUCUCUCUACCAUUCUGUCGAGGGUCAAAAGAAAGUAUCGGCCAUUAUCAUGAAACUCUGGGAGAAGCUCUGUUGGGUGUUGAGUUAGAGUUCAGUGGAAUAGAUAUUGAUUUUAAAGGUGAUAUGAGUAAAACAGAGUACUGUAGUGUAGAAUUAAAUGAAGAUAAACUACAGGCGUUCGUGUAUGCUGUUCAGAAUCAUUAUUGGUAUCAGAUGUAUAUUGAUGAUUUACCUAUCUGGGGUAUAGUUGGUGAAAUUGAUGAAAAUAAUGGAAAAGAAUACUACAUCUGGAGCCACAAAAAGUUUGAUAUUGGUUAUAAUGGUAGGCAGAUAGUUGAUGUCAAUUUAACUAGCGAAGUUAAAGUAAAACUAGAAAUGAAUGCUAAAAUACCAUUUACAUAUGAGAUUAAAUGGCAUACAUCUAAAAUCCGAUAUGAAGACCGAUUUGAUAAAUAUUUAGACCCCAAUUUCUUCCAACAUAGAAUUCACUGGUUCAGUAUAUUUAAUUCGUUUAUGAUGGUAAUAUUUCUGGUUGGUCUAGUCUCUAUGAUAUUAAUGAGAACCCUACGUAAAGAUUAUGCUAGAUAUAGUAAAGAAGAGGACUUAGAUGAUAUGGAGAAAGAUCUAGGUGAUGAGUAUGGUUGGAAACAAGUUCAUGGUGAUGUAUUUAGACCAGCCUCCCAUCCUCUGUUAUUCUCAGCCCUAAUAGGUACUGGUUACCAUAUUGGAACUGUAUCACUCUGUGUUAUAUUGUUUGCUAUAGUUGGUGAAUUAUAUACUGAACGUGGAUCGUUAUUAAGUACGUCUAUAUUUGUGUAUGCUGCUACAGCUCCUGUCAAUGGAUACUUUGGAGGUGGACUAUAUUCUAGAAUGGGAGGUAAACUAUGGAUAAAACAGAUGAUGGCUAGUGCAUUUUUGAUGCCAGCAUUAACCUGUGGGUUGGCUUUCUUUGUUAAUUUUAUAGCUAUUUAUUACCAUGCCUCUAGAGCCAUACCCUUCGGUACUAUGGUUGCUGUAACUUGUAUCUGUAUAUUUGUUAUCCUGCCUUUAACUCUAGUGGGAACUGUAUUGGGUAGAAAUCUGGCAGGCCAACCUAACUACCCCUGUAGAAUCAAUGCUGUACCCAGACCUAUACCAGAGAAAAAAUGGUUUAUGGAGCCAGCUGUGAUAGUUGUAUUGGGUGGUAUUUUACCUUUUGGUUCUAUCUUCAUUGAAAUGUAUUUCAUCUUCACAUCAUUCUGGGCAUAUAAAAUCUACUAUGUUUAUGGUUUUAUGUUACUGGUGUUUGUUAUAUUAGCUAUUGUUACUGUCUGUGUUACUAUUGUGUGUACUUAUUUCUUACUGAAUGCUGAGGACUAUCGCUGGCAAUGGACAAGUUUUCUAGCUGCUGCCUCUACAUCAGGAUACGUCUAUCUCUAUUCAUUUUAUUAUUUCUUCUUUAAAACAAAAAUGUAUGGAUUUUUCCAGACUUCGUUUUAUUUUGGUUAUAUGGCUUUAUUUAGUGCUGCUCUAGGAAUAAUGUGUGGUACGUUUGGUUACAUGGGAACUAGCAUGUUUAUUCGUAAAAUCUACUCCACAGUCAAAAUUGACUAAAAAUAUGGUUGAAUCUGGAUAUCUGAGACUAUUUACUGAGGGACUUGAUAAAUGUGACUAUCUUACUUUUUAUGUGAACUAAUAUUAUGAAUCUUAAGUGGUGAAAGACUGAACCAAUGCAGGAGAGAGUAUGUCUAGAUAUAUCUGUGGUUAUAGUGUUGAUACAAGUGACAUUGAAUACAGUGAGCAUUCCAAUGUUUAGAAAACAUCCUCAAGUCGCCUUGCUGUAAGCCUGUGAUAAGGUUGAGAUGCAACUGUACAGAAAAUGAAAGAAAAUGUUUUAUGAUUUUAUUACAAUAACAAAUAGUCUUGCUGCUGAAUUUCAAACUUUUGAAACAUCUUGCAAUAAUCAGACAGUAGUAUUACCUAUAAAUAAACAACUUCUGAUGUCUGGUGUACAAAUAUUGACUCAAAAACAGACCAACACGAUAUCACCUAGAAAACACAGAUUUGAUAUCUGUUGACUCCUAAGUUGCUUGCUUCUUGGAUUUUGUGUUCUUUUGAAAUAUCGACCUUGAUUUCAGUGUUUUGAUGUAUAUCAAUUUUCUCUGAGUGAUGAAUGGCCCUCAUAGGUUAUCAAGUUCAGGAAUAAAGAUGAGUGUCUUACUCCUCUCAGAUUGAAUGGUUCUAUCUCUCCUGCAUUGUAAACAUGGUGUGAUAUAGAAUAAAAGUGUAAGUAAAUGGACCAGAAUAUGAUUCUGAAGGAAAGAGGAUGUUUGAAUUUAUUUACAAGUGUUCACUCUACAGUCAUGUUACAUAAUCCAAUUUAUUGAAUAUUGAUGAUUGUUUCACUUCAGUGAAGCGUAGUAUAAAUCCAAUGAAAUGUAUUUGGACUUGCCUCUUCAAAUAUCCAGCAGAUCCAAUAAGCAUGAAGCUUUUCUAAAAUGAAUAUAUAUAUAUAUAUAUAUAGCAGAAAAUUUGAAGAAAAAUGAGAAACCAUAAAUUGAAACAGCCAGGUAAUUUGAGGCCUAUGAAAAUAAAUAAUUUGUUAUUUACCAGUAUAUCGUAUCAAAUUGGAUCAUGUGCCAGCAGGUUGUAGUGUUUAUUAAAUAAAGUUAUUUUAAAUGUAAAUUAUUCUACUGAGGUUAAGAGUAGAACUGUGGGAUGUAGACGUUUAAACUGUAUAUAUAUAGAAACCUGGAACAAAUGAUGUUUGUGAUAAAUCUUAUCACUGCAUCACAUUUUGGUUAUUUUAAUGUAUUUUGUGAGUACUAGAGUAAAAUCAUCUUCAGUGAAGUUUUCAAGAAUAAGGCCCAUGAGCGUUUCUCAGUGAAAAUUUAAAACAUUAUGUGGUGAAGUUUGUAGGAAUAUAAUUACUGAGUGAUAAAUUAUAAUAAUUACAAUUUUCUAUUUGAUAUGGUUUUUACUGGUGUUUAUUUUGGUAUAGUUGAGUAAAGAAUAUGUUCUUAUCUCAGAACGAUUCAAAAUAUGAUCUGUCCACUUAUUUUUAGGUGGAAGUAAUGUUGAUUUGAAAACGGACAACAUUCAAAAUUC